This is a messenger RNA of Cooperia oncophora, 2493 nucleotides long. NCBI's taxonomy places the organism in Eukaryota, Metazoa, Nematoda, Chromadorea, Rhabditida, Trichostrongylidae. The record is from the annotation of a GenBank genome assembly.
AUGCAGGCGAAGUUGAAAUUAAAUCAAAAGCCAGAAUCCGAUGGAACGAAUUGGAAAACUCCAAAGAUAGAUCUCUCUGUUGAUAUGGAAGCGUUAGCAUUGGCGAUUGGUAAAUACCAAUAUCAGGAUAUUUUACUGUUCCUUGAGGCGCAGGAAAGGUUCAAUCUCGCAACGCAGUAUUUGAAGUACCGCCCACAUCUUAAUGAGUAUCGUGGACAUUACAAAGAAUGGUGGCAUUUUGCCUACAAAGCUAUAUUGGAAGAGAAAGUUCGUCGUCGAAGGAACAAUUGGUCGUGGCCGAGAAUGCGCGCUCAUAGAAAGCUUGUCCGUGAAUAUCGAGAUGCGUGGGUGAAACAACAAACAACCAGAAAUCCUGGGUCCGAUGUCACGGAUAUUAUCAAGAAAGCAGAGGAGCAACUGGAUGUGUUUAAUGUGAACGUUGCUCGGCAACAGGCUGAAAUGGAUAUCGAUCGUAAGGGACUGAAGAGAGUUGAAGAUCAACCUCAAGGAUGGCUUGCAUGGGGAGCUAGUUGGUUUGGUGGUGGUGGCGGUGAAGAGCAAGCUGCUAAUAAAAAGUCAACGAAAGACUUUGCUGCUCAAUUCAAUGAAGCGAUGACUCCGGAAGAGAAGGAGAAACUUUUUGAAGCCAUCGACUAUCAGGAGAAUAUGCCACCUACGAAUUAUCCGAAGGAGUUUGUGGAAAACAAGGUUGAUUUCCGCUUGAAGCAGGUGGCUGUAGCUGUAGAUGGUGCUGUAUCGUUGAAUCUCCUUGAUUUGAGAGCCCAUUUGGAACAACGUCCGAGCGCAAACGCCAUGAACCUGUUAUCGUCGAUCCAAGAGCUCAGAAUGGACGGUUGUGGAGCAGAAAUGUUGCGUGUGAGGGAUCCAUCGAAACCGUGGCUUAACAUGUGUGUGGAUACGAAUCCUCUCCAUGGAAAAUAUGACCAGUCGGUUCAAUUAGCCAUAGCGCCCAUCAAUUUGAAAUACCAUGCACCUGCUGUAAACAGCGCUAUUGAUGUCUUCAAACCUCCAGAAUCGGUGAAACUGAAUCAACUGGCUGCAGCGGCUAUGUCUCGUUACGAAGAGGUCAAAGCCCGAUCUGUAACUGGAUUGGCGCAUGCGGUUGAGAAUCGGUCUCGUCUUGUAUUGGACAUCCAAAUUCAACCCACCACCAUCUAUGUUUCUCAAGGAGGAGUGUACGACUCUCAGAAGCCGACUAUUUUGGCUGAUCUCGGUCAUCUCAGUGUUACAACAGUGGAAAGUGAUCCUAGUGCGAUAGCAGGAAAAGAUAAGCUUCAUCAGUUGAUGGACUUAGCGUAUGACAAGUUCCGUAUAAAACUCAGUAAUGUUGUGGUUUGCAUGGCCGAUAAUGUGGAGCAAGGCCGUGCAGCACUGUCAGAUAAGAAUAGUCCUUUGCACAUACUGAAACCAACAGGUCUUGAUAUUAGAUUCCACAAAUGUUCCAUAGAUGAUCUUAGACUCCCAAGGAUACGACUUAUGGGUGCACUACCAGAUAUUGUUGUGGGAAUAUCGGAUACUCGAUUGUUACUUUUAACUCAUGUGUUGCUAUCGAUCCCAACACCGGAACCUGAUCCAACCCCGGCUGUAGUAGAGGUGAAAUUGCCUGAAGACGUGAAUCUCAAGGCACGAGCCAAAAUGAAGACCAUCAUGGAGACGCAGGAGAUAGAAACAGCGGAGGAGAAAAAGGAAGAGGGAAAGCAGACUGAAGGUGAGGAAUCAAAAAAGAAUGAACAGCAAAUUCAAGUAGAAUUGGAUCUGCACUUGAAUCAGAUUGGUCUUGUUGUUAUGCGUGGAGAUGAUGUGUUGUGCGAUGUUUCAAUUGUCCGAAUGGGUUGCAAGUUACAAAUGCGAACUUUCGACAUGGUUGUGACAGCUGAGUUGGGUGCAAUUCGUAUUUCGAUGCCAUUAUUCAAGUCUCUGGAUCUUAAGAGAAAGAACCUUUACCUGAUCGAUAACGACGAACAGGAAGGUUCCCUGAUGACUUUGAAAUUUGUUCAGGCUAAUCCUGAGUCGCCUUUCUUCGCAACUGAAUACCGCAUGACAGAACAGGCGAUCGACUUCAAAUUCAGAAAGCUUAACAUAGCCCUUCACCAGGAAGGCCUGUUAGAACUGAAAAUGUUCGGUGAAAAGAUGCAAAGAGAGAUUAAUGCCCUGAAACCAGGAAAAGAAGGACAAAUUGAGGAGGCUAUUGAAACGGGCCGAAAGCUCAGUAGACAACUUAGUCAGAGGAAAAGACGUGGACGUAGUUCUUCAACGGAUGUGGAGGAAGAUCGUACCAUCAAAAUGCGUCUGGACGCAUCCGUUGGUAGUCUGGCUGUGAUGAUGGGCACCGAGAAAUCGGUUGACACAUUGGUUGCCAUAGAAAAUAUUCAAGCUAAUGUGAAAAUGACAGAGAAAGCAAUGGAUGUUGUUGUACUGAAACUGUGGAGGAUGGAAUAUGACAGAAGGGACUCUAUAGGUAAGAGCAACUGA